Rhinopithecus roxellana (golden snub-nosed monkey) is the source of this 1615-nucleotide messenger RNA. RefSeq names its product free fatty acid receptor 2 (gene FFAR2). Gene Ontology annotation, molecular function: G protein-coupled receptor activity. Gene Ontology annotation, biological process: cellular response to fatty acid; G protein-coupled receptor signaling pathway. Bases 108 to 1100 code for a protein of 330 amino acids. The record is from RefSeq and is a predicted model, not a curated record. Gene Ontology annotation, cellular component: plasma membrane. The transcript is spliced from 2 exons. Lineage: Eukaryota; Metazoa; Chordata; Mammalia; Primates; Cercopithecidae.
GGCAUGGACAGAAGCAGGGGCUAAAGCUCUGUUCCCCUCUCCCGGAAGCUCGCAGACCUCCCUUCAGAACCAAUCCCAAGAAGCCAUCUAUCUGGAACAACACAAGGAUGCCGCCAGACUGGAAGAGCUCCUUGAUCCUCAUGGCUUACAUCAUCAUCUUCCUCACUGGCCUCCCUGCCAACCUCCUGGCCCUGCGGGCCUUUGUGGGGCGGGUCCGCCAGCCGCAGCCUGCACCCGUGCACAUCCUCCUGCUCAGCCUGACGCUGGCGGACCUCCUCCUGCUGCUGCUGCUGCCCUUCAAGAUCAUCGAGGCCGCAUCGAACUUCCGCUGGUACCUGCCUGAGAUCGUCUGUGCCCUCACGAGUUUCGGCUUCUACAGCAGCAUCUACUGCAGCACGUGGCUGCUGGCGGGCAUCAGCGUUGAACGCUACCUGGGCGUGGCUUUCCCCGUGCAGUACAAGCUCUCCCGCCGGCCUCUGUAUGGAGUGAUUGCAGCUCUGGUGGCCUGGGGUAUGUCCUUUGGUCACUGCACCAUUGUGAUCAUCGUUCAGUAUUUGAACACUACUGAGCAGGCCCGAAGUGGCAAUGAAAUUACCUGCUACGAGAACUUCACCGAUCACCAGCUGGACGUGGUGCUGCCCAUGCGGCUGGAGCUGUGCCUGGUGCUCUUCUUCAUCCCCAUGGCGGUCACCAUCUUCUGCUACUGGCGUUUUGUGUGGAUCAUGCUCUCCCAGCCCCAUGUGGGGGCCCAGAAACGGCGCCGAGCCGUGGGGCUGGCUGUGGUGACACUGCUCAAUUUCCUGGUGUGCUUCGGACCUUACAACGUGUCCCACCUGGUGGGGUAUCACCAGAGAAAAAGCCCCUGGUGGCGGUCAAUAGCGGUGGUGUUCAGUUCACUCAACGCCAGUCUGGACCCCCUGCUCUUCUAUUUCUCUUCUUCGGUGGUGCGCAGGGCAUUUGGGAGAGGGCUGCAGGUGCUAAGGAAUCAGGGUUCCUCCAUGCUGGGACGCAGAGGCAAAGACACAGCAGAGGGGACAAAUGAGGACAGGGGUGUGAGUCAGGGAGAGGGGAUGCCAAGUUCGGACUUCACUACGGAGUAGCAGUUUCCCUGGACCUUCGGAGGUGGCCUGGGUUACACAGGCGCUGGGAAGCCUGGGAGAGGCGGAGCAGGAAGGCUCCCGUCCGGAUUCAGAAAUCCUCAGACCCAGUCCAGGACUGGGACUUUGAAAAAAUGCCUUUCACCAGCUUGGUAUCCCUUCCUGACUGAUUUUUCCUACUCAAAGGAGCAUAACUCAGAAAUGCAGGAAGAAGUAGUUAGUUAGGUAUAGAAGCACCAGCUGGGCACGAUGGCUCAUGCCUGUAAUCCCAGAACAUUGGGAGGCUGAGGUGGGUGGAUCACUUGAGGUCAGGAGAUCGAGACCAUCCUAGCCAACAUGGGAAAACCCUGUCUCUACUAAAAAUACAAAAAACUUAGCUGGGCAUGGUGGCACGUGCCUAUAAUCCCAGCUAAUCAGGAGGCUGAGGCAGGAGAAUUGCUUGAACCCGGGAGUCGGAGGUUGCAGUGAGCUGAGAUCACACCACUGCACUCCAGCCUAGCGACAGAGCGAGACUCCAU